UCAUAAUGGCUAAAUUACAUAAUCUUUCAUGUUUGUCACUCGAAUCACUUUUCUUUCUUAUUUGCCAUUAAAUUUACGAAUUGUUUCACCGUUAGUCACCGACUGUCAAUCUCUAUUAACUCUGUCAGUUUAUUGAUGACGUGACAAACUGAAAUGCUGACUGGAUUGUUAACUUAAUGACAUGUCAAUUUUUUGAUUAAAAAAAAGAAAUAAUUAAUCAACACCCAUCCUCAUCCUCUCGCCUCGCACCUUGCGAGCUGCUUCCGCUGUGGGCUUCGACUCGUCGAUGAUCUCCCCAUCGAUUUUUGCAAUUGCCGCAGCGUCCUCGUCUGCGAGCUCUCUGUCCCAGCUGUUUCCUCUAAUCCAGUCUCCAUUUGAGUCUUCGGCUCAAUCACUACUGAUUCCACAGCCGCAACAGCUGGAGAUCGUCUCUGCUUGCGAUUCUGAAGGUGAUCAGUCCUUCAGCCGCACCGCUAGAUCGUCUUCGGCACUAAGUUCCUCCUUUCCAAAUUGAUUUGAGACUUUUGAUCCCCGCCAUUGUUGCAAUGACAAAACUUUGAAACAUGCAAUUACCAUCUUCCACGCAAAGGAUCAUCCACCACCGGUACCAAUCUUCACCCAUCCUUCCAUCGAUUUCAACGCUUCUCUAACGUGUUUUAUUGUCUGAAUCAAAAUUCCCAUCUUCGGGCUUCGAUAACCAUGUCGCGCGCAGACAAUCGUGACUCCCCUUUUUUUCUCCCUCUAGACUGACAUUCAGUCCAAGGCAGCAUCAAUUAAUCGAUUGAGAAAAAUUACUGUACAAACUUGGAGCUUGAAGAGAGUUGUACUGGCACAUCUGCAGGAGAUACAAAGAGGCAAACUGGUCGACAUAUUUGAGGGUUAGGACGAGAGGUGAUUGGAGUCGACACAUCAAUGGUAAGAAGAGAGCAUGCAACAACAGAUUCAACAUCUUUGCUCUGCCGAUGUGAGUGAAAUACUCUGAGCUGGUUUCGCUGAGCAACAUGACAGUCUAUCCAAUCGAUGAUAGGGUGGGGGCUGGGCAAAGGAGGGAAAAGGAAGACAUAAUUAAUUAUUAUCGGCGCUGUAUUCAAUUUAGCGUUUGGGCAAGAGGAAGAAUGUUACACCACGAUCCCCUUAUGGAAAUUUGUGGAAAUUCCAUCAUAAUAUCGACGAGGACAAAAAAAUACGAACUCUCAGUUAUGGAUGUUAGUUGAGUUUCGGAUUAAACGCACCCUUAGGAUAAAACCCGGGCUAGGGGUUAACCAAAACCCAGACCCAACCCUAAUCCCAUUCCUUAUGUGGUCUCAUCAGCACAAAAGCGCCCGCCCACGAUCCUUUCUCCCUGAUUCCUCUUCUGUCGCGAGAUGGACUUUGCCUAAGCACGCAGGAGUUGGAACUCAUCAGCGCAGGGGGAACUCAUCGGCCCUCUCCGAUUUCACUGUCCGCCAGAAGAUGUGCUUAAGCAGGAGGCGGGAACUCAUCAGCACUCCAUGAUUUCGCUCUCUACUAUGGGACGUGCUUGCCUAAGCACGCAGGAGGCGAGAUGGGGAACAACGGCGCGCAGACGAAGGCGGAGGAGAUGUAAGCAGGUGCGUGGCUCGGCCUGGGGCUUGCGUCGAAAGAGAUCGGUGGCGUAUGAGACUCUUGGGGAAAAAGUGGGUUACAUCUCAAUGGUUGAUUGUUUAGCCGCCAACGGAUCCACGAGAUGAUGAAUGGAGUGCGAAUCACUUGACUCCUAUUCCGCCUUCUUAACUCCGUGGAGUUCCAGGAUCAACCAAUUCUCCAACGACCGGUGAAUGGAAGUGAGGGGACGAAGCAACUACUCAAUAACCAACGAAAUUUAUCUGGCAAAACGAACAGGGGACAGAGAGAGAUAUGGAUGGCGUUGUCUACUACGACAGCUGCUUGCUUAGUGGAGCUAACCGUUGGAGCAUGCAGGAGAAGCAGUUGGAAGGGAGAUGGGUCACAAUUCAGAUCCUAGUUCAUUAUAGCUGGCAGAGGAGAAUCAAUACAAUGGUGCAGCGGGAUGACUUUUGGGACGUGGUUGCUUGGCAUUAGGACACGUCGCCCUUGUCAUGGUGGGGUUGUUUCCGAGCAGUCAGGUGAUGAUCAAGUGAAGGGAAAUUGAUUCCUAUAGUUGAUUCAAUUCAAUCCGCUUCGACGUAAGGUGAGUGUAAAGGGGGUAAAUUCUACGCCUUACGGUUUUUCAAAUAUUUGCCUUGAGUAUUUUCAAGUAUCGAUUUACGUUAUGUAUGUGUAGUGUUUGAUUCAUGUUUGAGAUUGCAUGAUUAUGUUUGAUAGUAUGUGCUUUGGUUGAGGUAUGAUUUGAAGUGAAGGUGUUUGAGUUUAUCUCUUACUUUGAAGUUUACGUGUAUGAGUGCUUGUUAAAGCUUAAGAACAAGUCCUUUUAAGAAGUACUUCACCUUCGAAGAAGGUGAAAUCGUUUUAAGUGUUUUUAGUCACUAGCGCCAGUCCGUUGCCAUCUGAUAUUUUCAGAUAGAGCAGCAGUUAUGCUCUUGAGAUCUUUGAGACAGAGAAGCAGUUAUGCUCUUGAGAUCUUUGAGACAGAGCAGCAGUUAUGCUAUUGAGAAUCGUGGAAGAAGAGUCUUCCACAAUAAGUUUAAGUUUAAGGAAAGCUUUGAUGGCUUCUCAUACGUAUAAGUUGGCAACCGGACUAGCUAGUGAGGGAUCCCCGUGUCAGUCAAAUAUUUAAGUCGAGAUUUGAGCUUUAAGAAUGGAGAGUAAUAGUUACUCCCAUAUAGUUUUAAGAGUUAAGAUUUUUAAGAAUGGAAGUACAAACAACUUCCCUCAGUUUGAGUUUAAGUGUUUGAGAAGAAGUGCAAAAUUAUUAGAAAGUUUAAAACGUAAGGGAGUAGACUGACCCCAACUCACUCACCAGGCCUUAGUAAAGGAAUGAGCGAGAACCAGAUCGAUAGCAACUAGCUAGAAGGGAAGUUAGAGAGCAGCGAGAUCGAGGGAACCGUUCGAGGCAAGCCAGCUAGAGGAGGAUAGUACAAGCGUCACUGAAGGUGCCAGAGAUCGAAUCCGAGCAUAUAACAAAGUAGAGUUUUAGUUAUUUCUUUACGUUUAUGAGUAUAGACUGGGGAUUCAUAUUAAUAUGCUAUGGUUGAGGUUUGCGCAAGUGUUAGGGCUUGCUCUUAAGAGAUUUCAGUUUACUUCAGCAAACGUUAAAGUUAUUUAUGAAAAGUUUUGCUAUUUUUCUAACUCUUUUCAGUUCUUAUUUUGGUUUACGAUUUAUCAAGGGUAUUUUGGUAAAGUUAGUGUCCGGCCGGACUAGGGUGUUAUAAAGAAGAACAACGACGGAGGAAAAAGAAGAAGAUUAGAAGCGGCGAGGAAGAGCAAGUCGGAGAAGACAGAGGGAAAAGGGUUCUCUCGAUGCUGCUAAGAAAAUUAUUAUUAAUUAAUAAAGGAAAAAAUGAAUU
This is a messenger RNA of Linum trigynum, 3443 nucleotides long. NCBI's taxonomy places the organism in Eukaryota, Viridiplantae, Streptophyta, Magnoliopsida, Malpighiales, Linaceae. The record is from the annotation of a GenBank genome assembly.